AGGCAGACAGGUUACCUCCCACAUUGACUGUUGCCAUAGAUCUGAGUCAGCAAAUAUCCCUCUCAUAAACCCUUGUUGACUAGUGUUCAAAACAAAGUCCACAAUUUGUGUGGGUGGCAACCGGCGUCUUUAAAUCAGCCAGCUUUAAAUCGUGAAGUAGCCUAUGCAAUUCCGGAAGCCCAGUUGCGAUGCUUGGGUCGGUGGUGUUGUUGUGGCUCUUUAUCCUCCUUCUAUUCUUCUUCAUCAGGGUCCGCCGACCUAAAAACUUCCCACCAGGACCCCGUCCCCUGCCCAUCCUUGGCAAUCUGCUACAGCUGGAUCCUGUCAACCCCCUCAAAGACCUGGAAGGGCUGAAGAGGCGCUAUGGUAACGUGUUCAGUCUGUACAUCGGCUCACGGCCUGCAGUGGUUCUGAAUGGCCUGGAGGUGGUUCGUGAGGCACUGGUGACACGCGCAGCAGAAUAUGCUGGACGACCAACCCAUAUGAUGGUCAGCCACCUCUUCAAAGGCAAAGGGAUCGUCAUGGCCAAUUAUGGCUCCAGCUGGAGGGACCACCGGCGCUUUGCACUGACCACGCUGAGAAACUUUGGUCUGGGCAAACGCUCCAUGGAAGAGCGCAUCCUGGAGGAGGUUUCCCACAUCUGCACUGAGCUGGAGAGCAGUGCUGGCGGUUCGAUGGAUCCUCAGCACCUGUUCCAUCUUGCUGCGUCUAACAUCAUCUGCUCACUGAUUUUCGGAGAGAGGUUUGAAUAUGAUGACCCGGUCAUCCUCACCCUCAUCCAGAGGUUAGAGGAGUUUACCAAGGAAGCUAUUGGACCUUGGGCCAUGCUCUAUGAAAUCAUACCAGUCUUGAGGCCCCUCCCUUUGCCAUUCAGGAACGUUUUCCACAAAUUUGAUAAAAUGAAAGAACAUAUCAAGAAGGUUGUGACCAAGCACAAACAUUCAAGGAUCGCAGGAGAGCCCAGAGACCUCCUUGACUGCUACCUGGACCAGAUUGACAAGACAGCUGAUGGAGGCUCCACAUUUAAUGAUGCUCAGAUGGUGUCUCUACUACUUGACCUGUUCAUUGCUGGGACAGACACGACUUCCAACACCCUCCGCUCUGCCAUGCUAUACCUGAUGACCAACCAGCAUGUACAGGAUCGCUGUCACCGAGAGAUCACCGAGGUUCUUGAGGGACGUGCAGACGCUUCGUUUGAGGACAGACAUGCCAUGCCGUAUGUUCAAGCCACGAUCCACGAGGCACAGCGCAUGAGUGACACCGUUCCUCUUAGCGUGUUCCAUACUACCUGCAGCAACACACAAAUAAACAGCUACCAGCUGCCCCAGGGCACGAUGGUGAUUCCUAACCUGUCUUCAGUGCUGCAUGAAGAGGGCCAGUGGAAAUUCCCUCACGAGUUCAACCCUGAGAACUUCCUCAACGAGGUCGGAGAGUUUGUGAAACCAGAAGCCUUUCUGCCAUUCUCUGCAGGAUCUCGUGUGUGUCUGGGGGAGGGGUUAGCACGUAUGGAGCUCUUCCUGGUUCUAGUGACAUUGCUUCGGCGUUACCGAUUCGUCUGGCCUGAGGAUGGAGGUGUCCCAGAUUUCAGCCUCAUCUUUGGUGGGACACAGUCUCCAAAGCCCUACCGCCUUGGAGUGCGCCUGAGGAGCAGCGAGGAGCUACCCACAGUCUCCACAAGAGAGAUCUAGUUCUGUCAGACAGCUAUAGAUCUUGUUCUGUAAUAAUUCAACUUCAUUUCAGUAAUUCAUCCGAUGAGUAGUUUUUCAACAAUGUGUAACCCACCAUUUAAUGCCUUAUAAUCUGUGUCAGCUUCUGUAAGGAUCAGAUAUUGGAUUGAUCAUUCAAACUAGAUCUUUCAGCAUGCUUGCAUGUAAUCUUGUAAUCCAUACCAUUGUUAAAACUAUUGGUUUUGUGUUUAUGUUAAUUACAACUAAUUGUAUCUUCUUAUCAAGUUUUCUGAAGUAAAAUAAUAAUUACUAAAACCAUGUGAUUUGGAUUAAAAAUGUGAACCUCUGA
This is a messenger RNA of Oncorhynchus kisutch (coho salmon), 2016 nucleotides long. RefSeq names its product vitamin D(3) 25-hydroxylase. Gene Ontology annotation, molecular function: heme binding; oxidoreductase activity, acting on paired donors, with incorporation or reduction of molecular oxygen, reduced flavin or flavoprotein as one donor, and incorporation of one atom of oxygen; iron ion binding. NCBI's taxonomy places the organism in Eukaryota, Metazoa, Chordata, Actinopteri, Salmoniformes, Salmonidae. The record is from RefSeq and is a predicted model, not a curated record. Bases 189 to 1688 code for a protein of 499 amino acids. Gene Ontology annotation, biological process: xenobiotic metabolic process. Gene Ontology annotation, cellular component: cytoplasm; intracellular membrane-bounded organelle. The transcript has 9 exons.